AUGUCAGAAGAAAUAUCACCAAAUGAUAGAAAAUUUAUUACUAAUCUUUUAACACAAAAGAAUCAAGAAAGUUUAUUAUUAUCAAUUGGAGAUAAAAUUAGUAAAAAGAAAAAUAAGAAACCAAGUAAAAGAAUUAUUUUAAUUACAAAAAAUCGUAUUUUUUUUUUGAAACCAAGUCAAAACAAAGUAAAGAAAGAUAUACAUUUAUUAGAUAUUCAAGAGAUUAAAUCAUCAACUUCAAAUGAAUUUACCAUCGUUGCCAAAGUUGAUAAUAAACAAUUCUCAUAUGGUUUAAUUACAAAUAAAACCGAUGAAAUCAUUAAUCAAAUUCGUGUUACUUUUAAUCAUCAAUUCUUUGGUUGUCCAGAGGAAUCAACUUUCAAAUGUACCGAUAUUAAAGAUUCAAGAUUGGUGGAAAUUGAACAAAAGGAUUUACCAUGUGGUGGUUUCGUUGAAACUUAUCAAUCGAUUUGUGAUCAUCUUGGUGUUCCACCACGUGAUGAUAUCUGUUGGGAUAUGACAAAUAUUAUCUCCUCUAAAAAUAUUAGAUCUUUUAAUAUUGGUGAAAUUGAAUUACCAACUUCUGCUGGUGAUACUAUUAGAUGUUUAUUAGGUGCUUUAAAAUAUAAUAAUUAUUUUAAGAGUUUUAAUUUUAAUAACUAUACUUUUAAUAAAGAACAAUUUGGAUAUUUAGCAGAGGUAUUAAAAUGUAAUUCAACAGUUGAAGAUCUUAGUUUAAAUAAUGUUGGUUUAAAACAUGAUACUAUGCCAAUUAUUGCAACAGCUUUGUCUUCAAAUAAAAAUUUAGCACUUACUGCAAUUGAUAUUUCAAAUAAUCAAAUUGAAGAUAAAGGUAUGACAGCUUUUUCAAGUUAUGUUGCUUCAAGUUUAAGAGGUAUUGCAUCAUUAGAUGUUUCAAAUACAAAUUGUAAUAAAGCUGGUAUUUCAGUAUUAACUAAUGCAUUGAAAAAGAAUAUAAAGAUGUCAUCAACAUUAUCUUAUUUAAAUUUAUCAGGUAAUAAGAUGGAAGCAGAUGGUAGUGCUGGUUUAUCAAGUUUUUUAGCAAGUCCAAAUACAUUGAAAACUUUAAACAUUUCAAAUACAACACCAUCAAUGGAAACAAUUGUAGGCGCAUUGGUAAUUGGUUGUGCUGAACUUAAAACAAUUGAUAUCUCUGAUAAUAAAUUAACCAAAAAAGAAGUACCACAUUUAGUUAGAUUCAUUGGUGCUUCUUCAACUUUAAAACAUUUCAAUUUAUCUGGUACAAAAGUACCUGUUGAAAAUUUAAAGGAAUUAGUUGUUGCAAUUACUUCAAAUAUUUAUUUACAAGAUGUUGUAUUAGAUCUUAAAAAUAAUGAUUUAGGUAUUGCAGGUGCAAGAAUGUUAGCAUCAUUAGCAACAGAUAAAUUAUCAAAUGUUAUUUAUUUAGAUGUAUCAGAAAAUGAUUUUGGUGAUGAAGGUGUAUCAGUAAUUUGUGAUGGAUUUGUUGGUAAUAGUACAAUAAAGAAAUUAAUUUUGAAUGGUAAUUUUAAACAAUCUAAAACCAAAUCUAGACCAUCAGCAAUUGAAAGUGUUAUAUCAUUGUUAGAGUCUGAAUGUCCAUUGGAAACACUUCAUAUGACAGUUGGUAAUAGUAAAUCACCUUUGAAAGCCGAUAUUCUUUCAUUGAUUUAUUCAUUGGCAACCAAUUCAAGUUUAUUGGAAUUGGAUAUUUCUGGUCACCAAAUGGGUCCAAAAGGUGCCAUUGGAUUGGGUAAAGCAUUGCAAACCAAUAAAACUUUACAUACUUUGAUUUGGGAUGAUAAUUUAACAACUGCCAUUGGUUUCGCUGGUUUUCAAGUGGGUUUAGAGAGAAAUUUAACCCUCAAGAAUAUGCCAACACCUUUGAAUGAUAUUAUUCAAUGUCAUCGUGAACCAAAAUUCCAACAAAUUUGGAAGGAAAUCGAUUCAUGUAUCAAUAGAAAUCAAUCACCAACUCGUGCAUUCGAAGGUAAUGGUGGUAAUAGUAUUGGUGCUACUAAUCUUUCCUUCUUGGCAAGUGGCCAACAACAAGGAGUUGAAAAACUUUUAAAUAAAAUCAAAAGUAUCGGUAGAAAAGUAACAGAUCCAAACAACAUUCUCAUAGUUAAAGAUGCUGAAAGUACUGAAAAAGUGAUUGGUGGCAUUCAUCUCAUUAAGGAAUCAAUUCAUGCCUCUUUGGAAAUGGAACUCAAUCAAAAGUUAAAGGAUUUCGUUCAAGUUGUUAACGAUGUAAUUAAUGCUAAAAAGAAUGAAAUGACUCAACAAAUCUUGGAGAGUAUGCAAAAUACUUUCCAAUCUAUGGAUGGUCCAACCAUUAAACGUCUGGCCACAACCAUUCAAUAUGGUUCAAAGGAUGUCGAUGAACAACAAAUUCAUUCAACCCUCGUUAAAGGUGCUGGUGCUGAAUUAAGUUCUCGUGCUCAUGAGUGUUUCAUUAGUGCCUUGGAUAUUGCCUCUGAUUAUACCUACGAGAAAAUUACCAUUGGCUUGGAUAGUGUUUUCAAGGAUUUAAUAUUGGAAGAAUCUCAAGCUCAAAAUGAAGCUAGUGGUGCCACCCCAAUUCCAGAUAGUCCUGUACCAACAAGAUCACCACAACCAACCUCACCACCGAUCACUCCACAACCAACUCCAACCACCAAUGUUCCACCUGUCACUGCCCCAAGAACUGGUGCUGCUGCUCCUCUUAAACCUGCAAAUCCACCACCAGUUUCAACUACAACUACACCACCAGUUUCAACUACACCAAAACCAACUCAACCAGUCUCUAAAUUUGGUGCUAAAUUAUCAGCAAACUCUGCUGUCGCCGAGGCUAUCGCUAGAAAUAUGGGUGGAGGUGCGCCACCAAUCAGAAAACCAGUAGCACCAGAACCAGAACCAGAACCAGUCACUCCAACUAAAGAUGUUACACCACUUAAAUCAAAACCUGUUGUUGCUCCAAGAUCAACUCCAACCACUUCAACCCCAACUAAAACACCUGUUAAAAAACCAUCUGGUCCAAGUGUACCAGGUUCAUUAUCAGAUGCACCAGAAAGUGAUUCUGCUGAAUUAACUCACGUUACUGCUAGUAGACCACAUAUUGCUUCAAAGAGAAAACCACCAACAAGAAGACCAAGACCACCGACCGAAAAUUAA
Molecule: messenger RNA, 3153 nt
Organism: Dictyostelium discoideum AX4
Lineage: Eukaryota; Evosea; Eumycetozoa; Dictyosteliales; Dictyosteliaceae
Gene: carmil
Product: leucine-rich repeat-containing protein
Exons: 5
Coding region: 1-3153 (1050 amino acids)
Cellular component (GO): pseudopodium
Source: RefSeq, a predicted model, not a curated record